GCCUCCUGUCAUGAGGAAUUGCAAGAUGGUGCGGGUGGCCAGCGUGCUGGGGCUGGUGAUGGUCAGCAUCGCUCUGCUCAUCCUCUCCUUCAUCAGCUACAUCUCGCUCAAGAAGGACAACAUCAUCGGCGCGCCUCGCGCCGCCAGCCCGAGGGGGCCCCGCAUGUACAUGUUCCACGCGGGAUUCAGGUCCCAGUUCGCGCUGAAGUUCCUGGACCCCUCGUUCGUUCCCAUUACGAACUUGCUGGGCCACGAGUUGCAGGACAAGCCCUCCAAGUGGGUGUUCAACCGGACAGCAUUCACACAGCAGAAGCAAGAAAUCCUUCAGCACGUUGAUGUCAUAAAAAAUUUUUCUUUGACCAAGAAUAGUGUCCGGAUUGGACAGCUGAUGCAUUAUGAUUAUUCCAGCCAUAAGUAUGUUUUUUCUAUAAGCAAUAACUUCAGAUCGCUGCUUCCAGAUGUGUCACCAAUCCUGAAUAAGCAUUACAACGUUUGCGCUGUGGUUGGAAACAGUGGAAUCUUGACUGGAAGUCAGUGUGGGCAAGAAAUAGAUAAAUCUGAUUUUGUUUUUCGCUGCAAUUUUGCUCCAACUGAGGCAUUCCAAAAAGAUGUUGGAAGGAAAAUCAAUCUCACAACCUUCAACCCCAGCAUCCUGGAAAAGUAUUACAACAAUCUUUUGACCAUUCAGGAUCGCAACAACUUCUUUUUAAGUUUAAAAAAGCUUGAUGGAGCCAUUAUUUGGAUUCCAGCUUUCUUCUUCCACACAUCAGCAACAGUCACAAGAACACUGGUUGACUUCUUUGUUGAGCAUCGAGGCCAACUAAAGGUCCAAUUGGCAUGGCCAGGAAAUAUAAUGCAGCAUGUUAACAGAUACUGGAAAAACAAACACUUGUCACCCAAGCGGCUGAGCACAGGUAUUCUCAUGUAUACCCUUGCUUCUGCCAUUUGUGAAGAAAUUCACUUGUAUGGAUUCUGGCCCUUUGGGUUUGACCCCAACACAAGGGAGGACCUCCCAUAUCACUACUAUGACAAGAAAGGAACCAAGUUUACAACCAAGUGGCAGGAGUCCCACCAGCUGCCUGCAGAGUUCCAGCUCCUCUAUAGGAUGCAUGGUGAAGGACUGGCCAAACUGACCUUGUUGCAUUGUGCCUAAGAACCUAAAUCUUGAAGUCCCAAAUGAUGGUCUAAAAUGUGCCCAAAUAUGAGUUAAACAUUCUUCAGAUACAAUUCUAAAAGAAAUAUAUAUAUACUCACCCUGAUAUAUUUUCCAUAAUAUAAAGAUGCUUUUUAAUCACCCUUGUCACCGUUCAUCAAAGGGUUUAAGCAUAUUUAGCAAUGCAGAAGCAUUUAUCAAAUUCUGUGGAUGCUAUUCAUGCAGCAGCACAGCAAAGGUGAAAUAUUUUGCUUUUAUACAUACGCUAUGAAAUCUGUUUUAACAUCUUUUCAUAUUUCAGCAUUCCACUAAAUGCCUCUAAACAUCUUAAUUUGAUUGUUCCUUUCAGAUUAGAACUAGAAUUAUGCUUUUUCACAUAUGUUGCUAUGAGAAGUUCAGCAUAUGUAGACUUACCUUGGCCAAUUGAAAAAGCCACCCCAAAACCCCAGUUAAUUGUCACUUACAAGUUCCUCAGUGUGGAACCCCACUUCCACUGCUUGCAUAUUUUUGUAUUUAUUGAAUUUUACAUUUAAUAACAAUAUGGAGAAGGUCAAAAUAUGGCUUGUACCUGGCUUCCUCAUCCCCCCCCAACAGCCCCACUGGCACCAGGUCAGGGGGGAGAUGGAGUGAGGCCAGGGCAGCCCAAUUUCUGAGAAAUGGCCUUGAGAGGGAAGCGAGCACAGUGGAAAUGCAGAGAGUAGGAGAUGUGAUUCCCAGAGUCUCCUUUAACAUUGCUAAGUCCCCAGUCAGACAACUGAAUUAGCAGUCUCAUGUUCCAGUCAAGAACAGAUAUUUGGGGAGAUGCAGCUUUCUAAGUACCUUUGAUGGUCAGAUGGUCAGACUGGUUGCAAAAAAAGAUAAAUCUUAGGGUCACUUGUAUUUGAAAAUCUUGGCCAUGAUGCCUCAGGAUAAAAGAGUCUGUAAAACAACUUUUUCUUAUUAAAACAAGUAUGCUUCAAAGUAUUUUAACAUUUAAAUACUAUUCUGUAUGAUGCUGAGAACUGACUAUACACUGGAAGAAGAUGCAAAAGGCAAUUUAAAAUCAUACCUUAAAAGUGCACAUUUUACUGCACAGCACCCACACUUUGGGGGAAAAGUGACUGCAUCUGGCACACAACCAAAUUGGGCAUACUCCAGCAGGGAGGAAACUUCACCCCUCUGCACUGGCUAUGAAUACUGAGAGUUUUAAAGCCAUUUUGAAAAUGCCCCAUUCUUCCCUAUUUUAAUUAUGCAGUAUUUUCUGGCUUUUACUUUGGCAAUGGGCAUUUGGAGCUGUGAAGGGGCUCAGAUGGCCUCUGGCACCACCAGCCUGGUGCCCACGACUUCAGAUGUGCUUGUGCAGGAGGCUGAUGGCUGCAAAGUUCCUUUCCCAAGGCACAAUCCAAUAUCAGCCCUUGGGCACUGCUAACUUGCCUCACUGCCUGCUCUCGUCACUGCUCAUACAACAGAGCAUGACUUGUAGCAAGCAUCCUUAAGGAGACAUCGCUGUGAAGCAACACUAGUGCUAUGCUGUGCGGUGCAGUGUGAUUUAUUACUAAUAUUGCCAUUUAUUAUUUGUGUUGUAGCAGCAGCAGGGCAGGGAGCACCCAUCUCUGCCAGACACUGUUCCCUGGGUGCUGGAACACACCCAAAAGCAGAUAAACAGAAAUUGCAGAGGGAAGGAAGGGUUCUGCACCAGUUGUUAAUGACGUACAGUGAUUAGUUAUUUCCAGUGCAAUUUGUCAUUGAGCUGCACUGUAGAUACAUGCUGGCUAAUCCCCAGAUCACUUUGCAGUUCAUGGUGGUGUGCAGCCAGGAUCCCUGGGGACAGAGGAGCCACAGACUGCAAUAUGGUGUGGGGCCCUGCUUAAUGGCAGGUGUCUUAAUUAAGAGGCAAGCUAUCAAUUUCCUGUAGAGGAGUGAUCAUUUCUAUUCAGAAAAUUAAAUAAAUAUGAAUAAUUCUUCUGUCCAUUCAAAAUGACUACUCUAGAGUACCCAUAUUGGAAGAUAAUCAGUAAAAAUUAUAAGCUGAAAUCAAAAACCUAAAUUGCCCCAAGCAAUUAUUUAAUUUUUCAUAUUUUUAAAAAAUAUAAGCACCUUUCCUAAUUGCAAUGAAUCUAGGAAGGUUGUCCACUUGUGGAUCUCUGUUCUUCUGAUGGUGCCAUCCCCAGCUGUUGCUUCUUGGGGGGUUGGACUAGAUUAUCUCCUUCCAACCCCUACAGUUCUGUGAUUCUCAUGGCCAUGCUGUUGAGGUCAAUGAAGUUGUGUGGACUCCAGCAUGCAUGGCUGCACCACUGAGUGUGCCUACAUUGUUGAGAACACCACAACAGGAAGCUCUUACAUGCACAGGCUUCCCUUCACCUCUUUGACUUGGGCAAAUGGGGCACUCCCAGUUGUGGUGCAAGGCCCAAGGCAGAGGCUCCUGGGGUGGUCUUGGGGCUCUGCCCCCUGGACAGAGGGAUCAGUGCCAGUCCCAAGGAAUGGCCAUUGCCACCGAGUUGUGCAGAGUGUGGAGAAGGAAGCAUGGAAAUGGCUGCAAAUAUUUGGAAAUGAGAACACAGAAAAAUUAUUGACAAAGGGCCAUAUUAUAUCAUUGAUUUUUAAGCAAAACUCCCUAUUGAUUUUCCAGAACCACAAUUACCAUUUCAGAAUCACUGAUUUUAAUGAGGAGUUCUGCCCCAAAGUCAGUGGUGCAAUACAGCCCAAAGUAAAUUGCUUCUUAGUAUCAAUAUUUUUUGUUGGAGCUGUUGUGGUGUGUAAAACCAUAUUUUAAAUGUACAUCCUUUGUUUCUGCCUGUUUUCCUAGAUCUCUCUGAAUUCUGCUUUUCUUUGGAGACUGAAGGGGAAGGGCAGCUGUGCUGGCUGAGCUGGACUUCUGUCCCAAGCCCUGCUCUCAGGCUAGGUUCUAUGCAGACCCCCAUGUUAGGGUCUCAGUGUAGUGCCUGAGGCCACUGGCUUUACCUGGUGUCCCUCAGCCUCAAGGUACCGUCCAGGUUGUGUUGAUGGAGGUGAGGUGACAGCACCUGUGUCCAGGAGGAAAUGGGGGGUUGGCUUGUGUCUUCAGAGAGGCAAUGAACCAAAGGUGCAGACAAAAAAAGGAAUAAGAAACAGAGGCUCCUUGAACAAGCAUCUUUUCAGGGCAGAAAAUAAGUGUUUUGGUUAAAAUAGCAAGCAUGCUUCUGCCCGGCAAGCCUGACUCCCUGCUCCUGGAUCUGCCAGCUGCAGCCUUUGUGUCCAGGACAGCAAAUCCUCUCUGCAUCCAUUAGCAUGUUAGCUAGACUCUUCCUUCCCCUUUGCUUGAUCCUCAACCUUCCCUUCACUGUCUAUCUAAAUGAAUUCCUGAUGGUUCAGGGAAAAUAUUCACUAUUAUUUCUAGAUAUGUCUAGACAAAAAAAUAUAACUAAAUGAAAGCACACAUAAUGCAACAUGAUCAGUUCUUGCAAGUACAAAACCUUUCAGCUUACAGUGUCAGGAGAAGCUCUAUGGAAAGGGCUCCUGGUGGCAGCCACGAGGUGAUGGCACUGCAGGAACAUGGGGAUGGCCCACAAUGGAGUUGAGGAUAGAGUGGUGAUGGUGCUGGGACAGAGCCAUCAAGUGGGGAAUGGAAGGAAGAGGUGUAUAUGGAAUAGGUGUGUUACCUUUCCUUCUCUUUACAUCCUUGUUUUGUGUUUUAGCUACUUGCAUCUUUUCAGUGAAUGGUAGUAGGAUACACUAAAAAAUAUAUAUAUUUUGGCUACCUGUUUGAAUUGUGGAGUAUACCAAAAGGCAAGUAUUUGUGAAAUAUAGCUAACUGUGAAUGGAGGUUGCAAAAAAAAAAGCAUUUAGAAAACAGGUUUUCUGUAAAUGAAUGUGUCUUUAUUCUAAUGUCUAUACAGUUCAACGCCUGAUGGAGUUGUUUUAAAUAAAAAGAUAAAUAUUAAGAAUAUGGCCAUAAUUGUAAUAAAAGGUUAAUUAUUUAAUGGCCAUACUGAAAGCAUUAUUUAUUUUUAAAUGGCUGAUGUUGACAAAGGGCCAGGGUACAGUCUCAGGUGAAUGGCAUGCAAGGUUGCACAUGUUGUGAAAUGUGUCACAAGCAGAACUACUGCUUGGUCCUGAUCCCCUGAAGUCUCUGUUGGCCUCAGAGCAACCAGGAUGGGGCCUGCUUUGUACCAGAGGAGUGGUUGUGGCCUGCACAGUGCGUGGUGCAUGUAAAUACGUCAUCACAUUUGUGAGUUAAGGAGCCUGGUUCUUGUAAUGGGGUGCCAUAUCCACAUCAUGGCCAUCACUUGUGGAGAAAAAUGUGAUAACUCAUUUUGAAUCUUUCAGCAAUGUUAUUGUUUGGUGUGAAUGUGCCUGCAACAUUGACUCGUGCCAAAACACAAUAUUGAAUGCAUUGUUUUUAAAGAAAAUGUUUUAUUGUGCAUUGAAAGUCUGUAAAACUCAACUGUGUCUGCUUU
This is a messenger RNA of Gallus gallus (chicken), 5568 nucleotides long. RefSeq names its product ST8 alpha-N-acetyl-neuraminide alpha-2,8-sialyltransferase 3 like (gene ST8SIA3L). NCBI's taxonomy places the organism in Eukaryota, Metazoa, Chordata, Aves, Galliformes, Phasianidae. The coding region runs from base 11 to 1153 and encodes 380 amino acids. Gene Ontology annotation, biological process: oligosaccharide metabolic process; N-glycan processing. The record is from RefSeq and is a predicted model, not a curated record. The transcript has 4 exons. Gene Ontology annotation, molecular function: alpha-N-acetylneuraminate alpha-2,8-sialyltransferase activity.